Messenger RNA from Acaromyces ingoldii, 1532 nucleotides. RefSeq lists its product as hypothetical. Lineage: Eukaryota; Fungi; Basidiomycota; Exobasidiomycetes; Exobasidiales; Cryptobasidiaceae. The record is from RefSeq and is a predicted model, not a curated record. The transcript has 2 exons. Bases 120 to 1418 code for a protein of 432 amino acids.
AGUCCAAAAAACAGGCUCCACACCGCGCAUAGUUUGAAACACACGUGGGUGCAUGAUGCGCCGAUCCACACCAGAUAAGACUUGCUGCAAACUCAGCACGCGAGUAUGGCUCACCCACGAUGCGGCAGCCACCCGUCCAGCUGACACUCGCCGAAUCGGUCAUCUUUGUGCCCUCGAGAGAGCGGAUAGAAGAUGACGGGGCCAGCUCCAACCAGCUGCGAGGCUUUGUGACUCUCGAGUGCCACGCGUCCAGGGGCGUGCGUCUCACCUUUCGCGGCCUCUCUGUGUGGGUCGAUUGGGACGCCACUCCGUCCCCCCAAAAUCGUCAAACGGAGAUCAUCAGUCACACAGUCGAGCUUGAUGCGGACGACAGCGUCGGUACUUUUGAAGGCGCAAGAGUGCCAUUUUCCAUUCCACUGCCUUUGGAUCUCCCCCCUUCGGUGGACGCCGACUUUGGAUCCAAUACCUACGUCCUCACGGCGACCGUCGAAAGCCCUCCUGGCGGCAAAAGCAAGUCGGCAGAGGUGCCAGUCAGGAUCGUGCAUGAGGAGGUAGGCGGGGCGACGACGGAGAACGCCGAGGCUGCAGUCUCGGAGGGUGUCUGCGGUGACCGAAUCAGCUAUGCGUGGAAUGCCGACCCCAGUCCGAGCGUUGGCACACGCUUUGCAGUCGACCUGGCGAUCCUGUCGACCAACACGAGUGCUGUCUCGCUUCUUUCGGUGCAGAUCUUGUUGCAGGAACUAACGUCCUACGGCCCGCAGAGCCGGCUGCAGACGCCCGUGAUGAGACAGUGGGCGCUGCUGAAGCUAGGGGACGCCCAGAACGUACUCGAGGAGAGUGCGAUCGAGAGUGCUUCUCAGCUGGCUUUGCAACGACGGCGCGCAACGAAAGAGACCAGCGAGAAGAGGAAAGGGAACGUGGAAGAAAAGGACGACGCUCUCCAGAGGCUGGCAUGGGACCUUCAGAUACCAUCUUGCUCAAAUACGCCCAUCAACAACUCCAUACGGCAUGGCAAGAGUGCCGUCGACGUCUCGCACCGCCUCGUGCUUCGAGUCGUGCUCCGUGACGACGCCGUCGAGUCAGCACUCGAGGUGAAGCGCCCGAUCUGGCUUCGAUCGAUGUUUUUGGCUCAGAUGGGCUCGUUUCUACCUUGCUACUGUUGCUCCAUGCACCAAGACCACCCCUACAAUGUCGAGUCCCAGUGGAGACGCAUUGCUUCUCAAGCACCGCCGAGCAGUCACAACCGCCUGCCAGACUGGCUCACUCGACUCUGGAGCAAGGACCGUCCUGAAAAGCAGGACGAGGCACACGGAGGCAUGCUCUGGUUCGCGCUCAGCAGCAACGGCUCCGUAGACUCCGAGCUGCAGGCAUCACACGGGCAAUGCAGAGGGCAUGAAGCUGGCUCAAUAGCCCGGUGAUGUCGAUCCACCCAAAGACGCGUGGAUCGGGGCCUCGAAGAUUUGCCACGUGGUCGCUUCACAGUGUGGGACCAGGCACCGGAAGUUGCUCAUUCCGGAUGGUGAUCAUCUUGG